GGCAGCUUGCAAUCUGUGGAUGCCACGUCAGGAUAUGUUUAUCCGUGUGCGCGUCAUUUUCGUUAUAUAUAAAGCUCCGUCCUUUCCCUCUUUCCACUCGUCCUCUGCAUUUCUCAUUUCUUUCUUUUCGUUCUGCUCACUGCAUUUCGUGCUUUCUGGGUUCUGGCCUCUCUUCCUCGCCCCUUCUUUCCAACUGCUGCUUCGGCCAUCAAGCCCUUCACUGUUUCUUUUUAUUCUGACAUUCGAGGGAACGCAUUGUGAAACAGAAACAAUGGCCUUAGAUUUGCAUUAUGAGGAUUUUGCAGCGCAAACUGAUGCCUUUGGAGAUAAAUCUUGUGUGGAAAAGUGGAAUUCUGCCCCUGAAGCCAUUGCAGACUCUGAUAGGGAUGCUCCUGGUGACUUCGAAUGCAAUAUCUGCCUGGAUUCCUUGCAUGAUCCAGUAUUAACUCUUUGCGGUCAUCUCUACUGCUGGCCCUGCAUUUACAGGUGGCUCCAUUUUGGUAAUGCUUCUUCUCAAAACAUAGUUCAGGAAAGGACAUUCUGCCCAGUAUGCAAAUCAGAAAUCUCUCAAUUCUCCCUCGUUCCCGUAUAUGGACGUGUCCAAAUCACAAAACCUUCCAAGGGUAAGUCUCCCAAUGUAGGGACUGCCAUACCUCCAAGACCUCGCGGUCCCGUGUCAGUUCAUGACUUUGCAAGAUCAUGUAACAGCAUAGCUGCAGCUCAUGACUCGUCAAGAUCAUAUAAUACCGCAAGUGCUUCCCGGCCAGCUACGCAAUUUCAUCAACGCCCUUAUGCUUAUCACACUCAACAGUUGAAUGCAUUUGACACAACACAUGGAGUUUUUGGUCAGAUGAUAUAUGCGAGAGUCUUUGGUAAUCAGUUGACAAACGUGUACACUUCUAAUUCAUAUGGUCUCACGGGGAACAACAAUCGGAGGGUGAGAAGGCAUUUGAUGCUAGUGGAUAAAUCACUCAGCAGAAUCUGUUUUUUCAUCUUCUGCUGCACAGUUGUGUGUCUUCUCUUAUUCUGAUUUCCAGUUGCUGCUUCAUUUUUCUGCGUGUUAAUACGUCCUUGUAAAAAGAAAUAUUGGCAUGUGAAUAUAGUCAGAUUUUGUACAUAUGUAAGAAAAGGUACAUAUAUUAGUGCCGAUAAAUUAUCAAAUCGCCUUGAGCUUUAAGCAGUAUUUA
Messenger RNA from Neltuma alba, 1187 nucleotides. RefSeq names its product E3 ubiquitin-protein ligase RMA1H1. The transcript is spliced from 2 exons. NCBI's taxonomy places the organism in Eukaryota, Viridiplantae, Streptophyta, Magnoliopsida, Fabales, Fabaceae. Gene Ontology annotation, molecular function: metal ion binding; ubiquitin protein ligase activity. The coding region runs from base 20 to 1030 and encodes 336 amino acids. Gene Ontology annotation, biological process: ubiquitin-dependent protein catabolic process. The record is from RefSeq and is a predicted model, not a curated record. Gene Ontology annotation, cellular component: endoplasmic reticulum.